Messenger RNA from Paramecium tetraurelia, 532 nucleotides. RefSeq lists its product as uncharacterized. Gene Ontology annotation, cellular component: cytosolic [4Fe-4S] assembly targeting complex. NCBI's taxonomy places the organism in Eukaryota, Ciliophora, Oligohymenophorea, Peniculida, Parameciidae. The record is from RefSeq and is a predicted model, not a curated record. The transcript has a single exon. Gene Ontology annotation, molecular function: protein binding. The annotation marks the transcript as partial. Gene Ontology annotation, biological process: iron-sulfur cluster assembly.
AUGAAUGUUCAAUAAUAAUAAUCAUUAAUAAUUUCAUAAUAAUAAUCUAAUUUAAAACCAUUUACUUAUCAGAUAAUCAAAGAACAUUCAAUAAAGUAAAGGGAAUAUUGUGGUGCAAUUGCUUUUAAUAAAGAUUCCUCAAUUGUAGCAAGUGGAUGUGAAAAUUAAAUAAAAAUAUAUGAAUUUAAAUAAGGAAUCUUGAAAUUAAUUCAAGUCUUAAAUCAACAUAACUCAGCUGUAUCAACUUUAAAUUUCAUGAAAAAAUCAAAUUAGUUUAUAUCUGGAGAUAGAAGUGGAUCUAUUUUAAUAUGGUCAAGCAAUAAUAAUACUUAAUGGAAUUGCUCAUAAACUAUUCAAGGACAUAAUAGUUGGGUUAGUUGUUUAAUUCUGAAUAUUAAUGAAGAUAUUUUCAUAUCUAGUAGUUAUGAUAAGACAAUUAAGUUUUGGGUUAAGCAAAAUGAAUGGAUCUGUUAAUAAACAAUCACAGAUCAUACUCAUUAUGUUAAAUAAAUAAGUUUAAAUGAAUAAUAAA